UCGUCCUGCCAGAGAAAAUGCGGCGACGUAGACGUUCCUUUCCCGUUCGGCAUCGUCGCCGACGAGGAUCACCGGGGCUGCGCUAAGCCUGGCUUUGAGCUGACCUGCACCAGCAACGACGACGUCGACACCGGCAGGGGCGGCGGCGCAGCAGCAGCACCUAAGCUUCUCCGCAGCGUGAAGCCGCUUAACCGGAGCGUGGAGGUGGUGAGCAUCUCGCUGCCGAGAGGGCAGGUCCGGAUGAGGAUGCCCAUGUCCUCCCAUUGCUACAACGCGACCACGGGCGCCAUGGACUGCGCCGACAACGGGUGGAUGGACCUGACGGGGAGCCCCUUCACGUUCUCCGACACCGCGAACAGGUUCACCGCCUUCGGGUGCCGCGUGCUGGCGUACCUCGGCGCCGGCCAGCAGAGCGACAUCGGCAGCAACCUGACGAUCGGCUGCGCGGCCAGCUGCGGCGACGACCCUGUCGCCGUCGCCGUCGGCGGCGGCGGCUGCUCGGGGAUCGGCUGCUGCCAGACGGCCAUCCCCAAGGGGAUCAAGUACUACAAGACAUGGUUCGACGACCGCUUCAACACGUCGGGCAUGAACAACUGGAGCCGCUGCUCCUACGCAGCUCUCGUGGAGGAGUCGAGGUUCGAUUUCUCCGCGGUUUACGGCUCGUCGUCGCGGUUUAACCUGGACACGCUCUCCACCCAGCCGCCGUUCGUGCUGGACUGGGUUAUGGGAAACGUGUCCUGCCAGGCAGCGCAGGGAGAUGUGGAUUCCUACGCGUGCGUAAGCAAUAACAGCGUGUGUUUGGACUCCGACAGCGGACCAGGGUACAUCUGCAACUGCAAGGAUGGAUUCCAGGGGAAUCCUUACUUGAAAGGUCAUGACGGCUGCCAAGAUAUUAAUGAAUGCGAAGAUUCUAGGAAGUACCCUUGCUAUGGUAAAUGCAUCAACAAACUUGGCGGAUUUGAUUGUUUCUGCCGUGCGGGCAGUCGAGGAAAUGCUUCUGUCGGACCGUGCCGGAAAGAUUUUCCACUGGCUGUUGGUAUUACAAUUGGACUGGGUGUUGGCUUUGGAAUUCUCACACUUAGCUUGUCUGUAGUAUUCCUUAUCCGUAAACAGAGAAGAGACAUUCAAAAGCAGGAACGUAAAAAAUAUUUUCGGAAAAACCAAGGUCUUCUACUACAACAGCUAAUAUCUUCCGAUGAAAGAGCAAGAGACAACACAAAAAUAUUUUCCCUGGAAGAGCUGAAAGUGGCAACAAACAACUUCGAUCCAACACGUGUCCUCGGUAGUGGAGGUCAUGGUAUGGUUUACAAAGGCAUCUUAUCAGAUCAGCGUGUGGUGGCGAUAAAAAAACCUAACAUCAUUAGAGAAGAAGAGAUUAGUCAGUUCAUCAAUGAGGUUGUAAUACUCUCGCAGGUAAAUCAUCGCAAUAUUGUAAAACUCUUUGGAUGUUGUCUUGAGACUGAAGUGCCUCUACUAGUGUAUGACUUUGUCCCAAAUGGUUCGCUACACGAAAUUAUUCAUGUGGAUACAACUAAUAGGGAAUUCUCAUUGUCCUGGGAUGAUUGUUUGAGGAUCGCAAUAGAAGCUGCAGGAGCUUUGUAUUAUCUCCACUCUGCAGCAUCAGUAUCGGUUUUACACCGCGACGUAAAAUCUUCUAAUAUACUAUUGGAUGCAAACUACACUGCUAAAGUUUCAGAUUUCGGUGCUUCAAGAUUGAUCCCCAAUGACCAAACUCAUGUUUUCACAAAUAUACAAGGCACAUUUGGGUAUUUGGAUCCUGAGUACUACCAUACUGGCCAUCUUAAUGAGAAGAGUGAUGUAUAUAGUUUUGGUGUAGUUCUUUUAGAGCUCCUUCUAAGAAAGCUGCCUAUUUUUGACGAUGGAUCUGGUAUGAAGAGAAACUUAUCUAUAUUCUUUCUUUCCGAGAUAAAAGAAAGGUCCGCCAUACAAAUAGUUGCCCCUGAAGUUCUUGAGGAAGCAAUCGAGGAUGAGAUUAAUACCGUUGCCUCAAUUGCACAGGCAUGCUUGAGGCUCCGAGGCGAAGAAAGACCAACUAUGAAGCAAGUGGAGAUAUCAUUACAAUCUAUAAGAAAUAAAGAUUUGAGUUCCGGCAGUGCUAGCCCAGAAAAAAAUGGAGAGAGGCAGGUAUCUCUACCUGAAACAUAUGUGGACCAGCAUCAAUCCUUGGGAGUUGAUAUGAAUGGUAUUGCUAAUUUACCAUCGUCCUAUUGCUAUAGCUUGGAGAAAGAAUUUAUGUCAUCCGCUAGUUUUGCACGGUAA
Oryza brachyantha (malo sina) is the source of this 2280-nucleotide messenger RNA. Its product is annotated as putative wall-associated receptor kinase-like 16. The coding region runs from base 241 to 2280 and encodes 679 amino acids. Gene Ontology annotation, cellular component: plasma membrane. The record is from RefSeq and is a predicted model, not a curated record. Lineage: Eukaryota; Viridiplantae; Streptophyta; Magnoliopsida; Poales; Poaceae. Gene Ontology annotation, molecular function: protein serine/threonine kinase activity; calcium ion binding; ATP binding. The transcript has 3 exons. Gene Ontology annotation, biological process: cell surface receptor signaling pathway; protein phosphorylation.